AUGGGACGGCGGAAUUCCACUGCACACGAUGAAAUGAACGAAAUGUCGCCGUCGGCUUCUGAAACUUGCUCGGCCAGUUCCUAUUCGAAUGAUCGCAAGAAGCAGACGCACCUUCGGUGUGAACGGCAGCGACGCGAGGCGAUCAAUGUGAGAUCGAAAGAUCGAUUAUAACUCCAACAAUUGCGAAUUCAGAGCGGGUAUAAUGAAUUGAAAGAUUUGAUCCCUCAAACGACGACUUCGUUGGGGUGCAAAACUACAAAUGCCGCUAUUCUAUUCAGGUGAGCUCAAACUUUUAUGAAAAAAAAUGACAUAAUCAUUUUUUCAGAGCUUGUGAUUUCAUGAGUCAAUUAUCAAACGACGUGGACAGCAGUGAGAAGGAGUUACAGCAGUUGAAUGCCAAGGUUUUCAUUGAUAUAAUCAAACUUUGAGCAGCAUCGAAGUUGUUUCUAAUUAUUCUCAAUUUCAGGCAGCAGCUCUGGAAAUGAUCGCGGCGCAGUACGAACAAAUGGCUUCGGCGGUGCCUUCUAAUGGUUCCAGUUCCAUUCAAGCCAAAAUGGUCCGUUUUUAUAUCUUGGUGGCAUUUGGCUCAGACUCGCAUCUAAGUUGUGAAAGCGGCUUUAAGCAAAAAAAGUUUCCAGCAACGUCUAUGUCUCCAAAAUUUAUGCUAUGUAUCCUUACGAAAAUCGUUUCUUCGUUUUUUUUUUAAAUUUUCUCAAGCUAGAAAUCAAGUAUACGAUGACUUGAUAUUCAUAAGUUAUUUUAAUGAUUUUUAUUCCAUCGCACGUAAACCGUUUCUGGUCGGGCGCGCUAAAAAAAAAGCCGUAGUUGGACCAUUCCAAAUGCGACCAUAAGCAAAAGGAAAAUGAAAAAUCGAAAAAUUCCAGCUUCAAACGUUACUGGACGAUUGCUUCAGCACGUUUGUUGACCAGGUAUUUUUUUUUCUACAUCCUUUUGAAAUAAGAAAAAAAAUAUAGGUUGAUUUUUCCUCUUACGCGACAAUAACUCGAACUUUACUCACGUGGGUCGAAGGUCUUUCUUCGAAUUCGAAUCAAUUCAAGGUUUGUCUCAAAACAAAUUUGAAGCAAAAAAACGCUCUUUUUUUCAAGAGAACCGUGGGAAAAGUGGUGACUUUGCCGUUCACGAAUCCUUGA
Molecule: messenger RNA, 1151 nt
Organism: Caenorhabditis auriculariae
Lineage: Eukaryota; Metazoa; Nematoda; Chromadorea; Rhabditida; Rhabditidae
Source: the annotation of a GenBank genome assembly